CGCUGUUGGAGAUGCGGAAGUAGACAGUUGUAGCAAUUAGCCACCUAAUUAUUUACUAAACUGAACAUUUACUUGAUAAAGACAACGAUAAAUAGGCCCUGAAUUUCAUGAUAUACUCGUUGAUACAUAUUUGUUGGUGAAAACUACAGAUUUCAUCGCGCAACCAGCUGAGAAUUUGAAAACAACCGAACGUGUGUAGGGAGAAAGGUCCGGAUGGCGGACCACACUGAUGUCAGCCUGCCCCCUGAAGACCGUGUCCGUGCCCUGACCAAGAAGGGCAGCUCUGUGGACGUGAACGAGGAUGUUCCCCCCCGGAGGUACUUCAGGUCCGGCAUGGAGAUGAUCCGCAUGGCCAACAUCUACACCGAGGAGGGAAACACCGAGCACGCCUUCGUACUCUACAACAAGUACAUCACGCUGUUCAUUGAGAAGCUUCCUAAACACAGAGACUACAAAACAGCCAACAUUCCAGAGAAGAAGGACACCUUGAAGAGACUGAAGGAGGUGGCCUUCCCUCAAGCAGAGGUGCUGAAGAAGGCUCUUCUCAAGAUAUAUGAGCAGGAGCAUGCACAGUAUCUCAUCAAAAAGAAAGCGGAGGAGGCCACCCUGGCGCAGCAGCAGUCGAAGCAGCAGGCGGUGCAAGCAGAGCGGGACCGUGUUAUGGAGCUACAGCGCCGCCAACGGGAACAAGAGCAGUUCAGCGCCUUCGAGGAGAUGAUCAGACGUCAGGAGCUGGAGAAGGAGAGACUGCGUAUCCUUCAGGAGUUUCAUGCUCCUGGGGCCCCUCCCCCCGACGCACCCCUCCUCCCAGGGAUCCAGGGCCCCUCCCUGCCCCUGGCCCCCACCCCCCCUCUGAGCCCGGGGGACAGCACCAUCCAGAGAAGACCCCCUGGCGGCAGCACCGGGCCCACAGCACUCCCCACCUUCGACCGGACGCUCAAACCUGGGGGUCUGGUCAGCCCUAGUGGGAACAACAACACCAUGGAUGGCAUGGUGGAUGGCAUCCGGCAGCUGGCAGUGCCCUCAGAGCUGUGCAGCAGCUUCCUCAGACUAGCUGAUUCCAACACCAGACGAGCUGUGGAGACCUGUGGCAUCCUCUGUGGCAAACUGCUGAGGAAUGCGUUCACGGUGACCCAUGUGAUCGUGCCGAAGCAGAACGGCGGACCAGACUACUGCGACACGGAGAACGAGGAGGAGCUGUUUCUGAUCCAGGACCAGUAUGACCUCAUCACCCUGGGGUGGAUACAUGUGAGUUACACCAGAGACACUUCUAGGAGUGCUGAUCUAGGACCA
Messenger RNA from Coregonus clupeaformis (lake whitefish), 1293 nucleotides. RefSeq names its product STAM-binding protein-like A. Gene Ontology annotation, biological process: protein K63-linked deubiquitination. The annotation marks the transcript as partial. Gene Ontology annotation, molecular function: protein binding; metallopeptidase activity; K63-linked deubiquitinase activity. NCBI's taxonomy places the organism in Eukaryota, Metazoa, Chordata, Actinopteri, Salmoniformes, Salmonidae. The record is from RefSeq and is a predicted model, not a curated record. The transcript has 8 exons. Gene Ontology annotation, cellular component: endosome; cleavage furrow.